Molecule: messenger RNA, 2925 nt
Organism: Homalodisca vitripennis (glassy-winged sharpshooter)
Lineage: Eukaryota; Metazoa; Arthropoda; Insecta; Hemiptera; Cicadellidae
Gene: OtopLc
Product: proton channel OtopLc
Exons: 11
Coding region: 34-2301 (755 amino acids)
Biological process (GO): proton transmembrane transport
Cellular component (GO): membrane
Molecular function (GO): proton channel activity
Source: RefSeq, a predicted model, not a curated record
AACAUGAAGGGGACAGUUUAAAGUUGUGUGACAAUGCAAGACAGUUCACCAGACUUGAGCCUUAAGUUGAGGCGUGGCUCUAGUGACUCAAGAGACUCUUUUUAUAUGGACUUUGCCCAAGGAAUUGACUCGGAUAUUGAGGAAGUAGCUACCACGUCCGGUGCAGUUGCACAAGAAUGUACCACUGAUGAUGCCUCAACACCCACUGCCACAACUGUCAAGGAUGAUACUCCUUGUUGGGUCGGCCCGUCUGCCGAGCCGAACCUACUACCAUCCCCUGCCUCGCCCAGUGCUGUGAUAGUUAGCCCAGAGACCCUGUCUCAUCAUUCAUCUCCCGUCAGAGCACCCCCCAAUGGCCGCACUUCCAGGGCUACCACUUCCACCUCUAGGGGUGGCCACCCUCUUUCCACAUCUCUUUCGGGACUGCCACCACCAGGGUGUGUCAUGUAUCCCCCCAUCAUUUACCGUGCUGCUUUACCAAAUAUCAAGAGGCCAUCUCGAAUUGAACAAUUACAGGUCAACUGGAGAAAAAUGGGGGCUCAAGCUUUGGCCACCACCUUGUCUGCACUGUAUGGGAAGUUGCUAGUCGUCAUGGGGAUUGCCUUUCCAAUGGCAGAAGUCAUUUCAACCCACAUACCCACUUCAGUCUACGAGGGGUUUUACUUGUACCUCUACUUUGGCAGCAUGGCCUUCCUCUUCUAUAUGUAUGCGAUGUUGUGUAAAGACGAUCCAAAAUCAAAGAGUAACAGCAACAGUGACUCAAUGAAGAGGGACAGAGAUACAAGUAACUCGUCGGAGGAGAGUGAUGAGUGUGAGAGUGGUCGAGAGACUCAUCAAAACUACGUCACAGACACGGAGAUGAGUACAGUGACCGAUCACUACUACAGAGGUCACACACUCUCCAAGAACUCUGUUCCAUUCCAGCACUAUGGGAGCUUCUACCUGCGCAUGGGUGCUGUGGCUUUCGGAAUCGGCAGUAUGAUUUACUCUGGACUGGAGUUCGGCCAGUAUUUUGAGCUGGAGAGAGACACCAAGUGCCACAACGUGCUGCUGGCGCUGACUCCUGCCACUAGAAUGGCUUUCAUCUUUAUACAGAUGUACUUCAUUUUUUUAAAUGAUGAGCAACAAAUGAGGGUGACACGACACAAGGUUCUGGCAAGGUUCGGUUUGAUGCACAUGAUCGGCACCAACUUGUCUGUCUGGCUGAAUGUUCUGGUGCAGGAGACCAAACACGAAAUCCUCACAUUCUACAACCCUGAGAACAACACCAUAGAGUUUAACCACCGCUCAAAAUCACACUCAUCGCACGAGAAUGUACUUGCAUUCAACAGUCCAGCAGAGGCGCUGGCUCUAACUCACCAAAGGGUGACUCGGGGUCUCAAGUCUCCACAUCACAUAUACGAGUGCCGACGCACCAACAUCAUCGGCUCCCUGGUGCAGGAUGCCAGUCCCUUCCUCUUCCCAUGUACCAUCGAGUACAGUCUCAUCUGUGCCGCAAUCCUCUACGUCAUGUGGAAGAACAUCAGUCGCCUCCCCCACCAACUCAGUCAGCCCGCCUCCGAGCAGGUGGACAAGGUUCCUCCCCUCCACUACAAGCGCUCCCCCCACCACUACUCUGUCGAUUGUGCUCAGGCUCACAAAGGCCUCUUUGUCGGCAUCCUUGUUCUCGUUCUGACCAUCAUAUCUCUGAUUCUGUUCUUUGUUCUGAUCUCCCGGCCGGAACUCGUCAAGUUCGCAGUGAUGGAACUCACCAUCUGUGAACUGUCACUGUACGGCAUGACGACUAUCGCCACACUCGUUGGGAUGCUCCAGGUGAGACAGUUGAAGUAUGAUGGCUGUCGAAACUUGGAGCUGGACAACAUCCUACUGAUCGGAGCCCAGACGGGAAUGUUCAUCUACAGCACCUUCACUAUCAUCGGAGGCCAUUUCACCAUAGAGGAGAACACUGCCCUAGUUCUAGCCACCGCACUCGCCUCCCUGCUGCAGACUCUCUGUCAGACCAUGUUCGUCCUGGACGCUUCUCGCAGGUCCUGUGUAACUCCAGAACAGAUCCGGCGCAAGCCUGGACGAGAGAUAGUGACAUUCCUUCUGGUGACUAACUUGGCGAUGUGGGCGAUCAACACUCUAGAGAAGUCAAGAGCCGAGAGUCACCCGAUACAGCUGCACUUCUACGGUCUGUGGGCUUGGACCAUCAUCACCCACGUGUCCAUGCCCCUCGCCAUCUUCUACCGCUUCCACUCCACCGUCUGUCUCUGUGAGAUAUGGAAGCGGGCUUACAAGAUAAAGCCGGUCUACAUGUAGGGACAGCUGGGUCAUCCAGUUUGGUCUCUAACUGGGUGCGGCUAAGUAUCUGUUCCGUAGCAUUAUACGCACAAGUGUGGUGCUAACGAAGGGUAUCUGACUACCUACUCAUCGCUGUUCACUAAUGUAAUCAGCACUGUAAACUAUGGUUGUAGACGAUAUGUCGACAUAUCUUGUCCUAAGCUUUAGUUAUGUUGUAUAAAUGAGUUGGAGGUUAAAAAUAGCAAUACUUGCCUUACCUGAAUUGAUCAAAUUUACAAGUUCUGCCGAGCGACUUUUUUUCACAUUUAUUAAUAAUAGUUGAAACCGUUUUUAUGAAUCACGUUAAGCUAGUUCUUGUUAAAGCCUACACUAUACAAGCUCUGUUCAUAAAUAAUCGAACCUGUUUCAUAUUAGGUAGAUUUCAUAGAAAUCUACCUAUUUUUAUUUUACAAUCUUUGAUUGAUUUCCAUUAAAGUAAUCUAUUUACAGUUGACAUCGAACUCAAUUACACACGGUGUCCCGUAACUCUCUGGCCAAAGGAAUACCACAUUGCUCAGGGCAAGACAAACAUAUUUCACCAUAUCAACAUGGGUCUCUGAUGCUUAGUUUCCCAUCUGUCCGUCUGUAUGUGCUUUCUAUAAA